Molecule: messenger RNA, 1755 nt
Organism: Pseudozyma flocculosa PF-1
Lineage: Eukaryota; Fungi; Basidiomycota; Ustilaginomycetes; Ustilaginales; Ustilaginaceae
Exons: 1
Coding region: 1-1755 (584 amino acids)
Biological process (GO): L-valine catabolic process
Cellular component (GO): mitochondrion
Molecular function (GO): 3-hydroxyisobutyryl-CoA hydrolase activity
Source: RefSeq, a predicted model, not a curated record
AUGCCGCCUUCGUCGACCAAGCCCGCCGCCGCCGCCGACGCCAGCCGCCGGCUCAACGCCGUUUCGCGCCACAUGUCGUCCAGCCAGCCGCACGCCAUCCAGGCGUCGGCACCUUCGUCGUCGUCGGGCCCCUCGGGCGUUUCGUCGGGCCUCGACGGUCAGCCCGUCCAGCUCUUUUCCGAGGGCGGCCUCCGCACCAUCCUCCUCAACCGCGAAAAGGCCCUCAACGCCGUCAACAUGCAGAUGGUCCACCUCCUCAACAAGUACAUUGACGAGUGCACCCGCUCGCCCAACUGCCACGUCAUCCUCCUGCGCGGCAAGGGCCGCGCUCUCUGCUCCGGCGGCGACGUCCUUGCCAUCGUACACCAGGCCGACUCGUCCGACCCCGACGACCGCGCAAAGUCGACCGAGUUCUUCCGCGAAGAGUUCCAGCUCGACUACAUGAUCGCCCGCCUCGGCGAGGUCGCCAGCAUCAACGCUUCCGGCCGCGACGGCAAAGACGCCCGCAUCGCCCUCGAGUCCAAGGCGGGCGGCGCCACGGACACGGCCAAGCCAAAGGUCUUUGUCAGCCUCAUGGACGGCAUCACCAUGGGCGGCGGCGUCGGCCUCUCGGUCCACGCGCCCCUCCGCAUCGCCACCGAGCGCACCCGCUUCGCCAUGCCCGAGACCGGCAUCGGCUACUUCCCCGACGUCGGCGUCACCCGCGUCCUCGCCCGCCUCGACGGCAAGAUCGGCCAGUACCUCGGCCUCACGGGCGCCCAGAUCAGCGGCGAGGAGGCCUACCUCGCCGGCCUGGCCACCCACUACAUCUCGUCAAGCAGCAUCGACCCCGUCGUCGCCCGCCUCGCCUCGCUUCCCGCCGAGGCCGCCUCGAACCCGGCGCUGGUCGCGUCCGCCAUCGGCGAGUUCAGCGGCGACCCCUUCGGUGCCGAGCGCGCCGAAGUCGUCUCCAAGACGCCCUUCCUCGGCGACCGCCGCGUCGCGCUCGACUAUGUCUUCGGCCAGCUGUCCUGCGAGAGCAUCUUCCACUGCCUCGAGGAGAUCGCGUCUGGCGAGGCGACGACGCAGGCGGCCCAGGAGCUCAAGCGGCUCGGCCUCGAGUUGAUCACGCCCGACGUCAAGGAGUGGGCGCGCAAGACGCUCGACACGCUCCGGACGAAGUCGCCGCGCGCGCUCAAGGUGACGCACCAGGCCAUCCUCGAGGCGCGCCGCUUCGACGUCGAGGAGGCCUUCCGCUUCGACAUGCGCCUCGCCACGGCCUUCUGCGACCUGUCGAUUGGGCGCGACUUUUUCACGGGCGUCACCCACGUCCUCGGACGCGACCCCAAGACGGGCAAGCGGGCGCAGGGCGUGGCCAAGUGGGACCCGCCGUCGCUCGAGCAGGUGUCGGACACGCAGAUCCGCGCCCAAUUCUUUGCCGACGUCGCGACGGCCGAGCGCGCCGGCCUCAAGAUGAAGGUGCCCGAGCUCGAGCGCGUCCCCAAGCUGCCCGAGGAGCGCAAGGCGCGGCAGGCGCGCGACGCCGUGCUGCGCGGCCGGGGUCCGGGACGAUGGGAGCCGACGUUCAACGUCUUUGCCCUGCCCAGCGAGGCCGAGGUCGAGUCGCUGCGAGAGGGCAGCCACCCAGCCUCGGGCGCCGUCGCCUCGAGCGACGACGAGCUGCUCGACUGCAUCAAGAGGCACAAGAACCAGAUGGUCGGCAUCGACGUCAAGCUGCGCGACUACUUUGAGCGCACCCGGAGGAGGCAGGCGUAG